Messenger RNA from Juglans regia (Persian walnut), 632 nucleotides. RefSeq lists its product as uncharacterized. The record is from RefSeq and is a predicted model, not a curated record. The coding region runs from base 323 to 532 and encodes 69 amino acids. The transcript has a single exon. NCBI's taxonomy places the organism in Eukaryota, Viridiplantae, Streptophyta, Magnoliopsida, Fagales, Juglandaceae.
UCUUGUUUUAUCCCCUGGCACAUCAACCGGUGCGAUCCGAAUAACUAACCAAUCCCUGGGAAUGAGGAAGACAGAGCCGCCCGAGGAGAGGAAAAGGCCGCAUGAUGCCGACCAACGGAUCCUUGUAUCCUGUCCUUGUCGAGAAUGUAUUGCGUCGAAUCCAAUGCCCUUCUGCCGAUUUUGAACUCUUUCUUUGUCUGUCGAACUUCCAUUUUUUUGUCCUCGUCCAGUGGCUUUCUUCUACACAUGCCCACAACUUUAAAAUUUAAAUUACAUCUCUCUUUAUCUUCUCACUUGGGGGGACUGCUAGUGAGAGAGAGAGAUGGUAGAUUGGGGGCCAGUGGUGAUAGCGGUAGUACUGUUUGUGCUGUUAACGCCAGGGCUGUUAUUCCAGCUGCCUGGAAAUAGCCGAGUGGUGGAAUUUGCAAACAUGCAGACAAGUGGAGUUUCCAUAUUGGUCCACACUGUCAUCUUCUUUGGACUCAUCACUAUAUUCCUCAUCGCCAUUGGUGUUCACAUCACCACCGGGUAAUUUUAUCAUUUUAUGCACAUGUAGCACCCCACCUCUUGUUUCGUCCUGUUGAUUCUGUAUCAAUUUUUUUUUUUCACACUUCCGUCUUAAUUUGUUCAUG